AGUGAAAUAAGAGAAAUAAGUGAAUUGUUAAAAUUAAUGUAAAACAUAUAGGAUAGCGAGAGUCUGUGUCACUUGGCAUAAAGUCAUUUGGCAUAACGGUCAUUUAGCAUAAUGGACGCUUGGCAUAAUAAAGAAGGGUACUAUACUAUACGUAUCUCAUCGCGUUCCAAAAUAUGUAUCAAUUGGUUUCAAAUUGGUUGAGUUAUAGCAGAAAAGUGCCCAAAAUAGGAGCCCUGCCGAGACGGUUCCACUUCCCUAGAACAAAGAGAUUCUGAUCGCAUUUACUCGAGCACUGUCCCAUUGUGGACCGUGCAUAGUGAGAGCGCUCACAGACAUCCCAACCGCCAGCCAACCAGCGAACCAGCCAAGAGAAACAAGCUCGAACUUCAACGGCGGGCGAUGAUGCACCAUACACCGUUUGUGCAGACCCCACGGACCUCUCGGUUCAGUUCCAGUAUGGUUGCCGACGCGUGCAGAAGCAAGCAAGCAAGCGACGUGAUAGAAUAAUUUGCUCUCUCGUGUGUUGCUUUCGAACGACGCAGACGACGGGACGGGUCCUCUUGUUUUUGUGCUGUGUUUUUGUGUUCUGUGUGGUACGUGGUGGGUGCCCCUCAAUCCCUUCGACGGACCUCUUUCGGUGCUAGUAAGAAGAACAAGACACUCUGUCUACCGGUCAUUGAUCAUGGUGAUGCUGUGAAGGUACAGGGAACGACGAGUCGAGUCGAGUGCGCGCGGUCUGGAAUAGCGGGAUUAACCAGAAGUUACUUAUUGACUACCGUCGUGGUCGAGCUCGCGAGUAUACGCUGGAGUUUAUGAGGACAAAUUAAGGGACUUUGGUGUCACGCUGAGAAGAAGGAUUAAUUAGUGAGGUUCGUCGCUUGAUGACCUCUCGCUCGUUGAUAUCACCCUGAACCGCCGCCUGUCUGUGCCUGCUUGAAACGAAAGCAGAAUAUAACUGCAGUUUGUGCCGCCUGAGAGUGCUCCGGAGAAAAUUCAGUUGGAAUUAAAUCGUUGCGCCGUUGUGAUGAAAUAUGAUCAUAUCGUGUUCUGAAUCAACAUCCGUUUCUUGAGAAAGAGAGAAGCGCUCAAUUAUGAUAAUGAUCAUGCUGAACUAGUUCAAUCAGAGCUUGCGGGUGGAAAAAGAAUCAACUCGGAAAUUGAAUUAAUUUUCUCGUUUUUUUUUGUUUGGUUUGAGAAUAUGUGCUGAGGGAUAGGAAAGAGAAGUGUUUUCACAUCGGCCAUUUAACCAAAACAACCGCAAUCAUAGAGCAAUCAUCGACGGAGUGAAUAAAAAGUAGUAUAAAUUAAACCAACGGCGCCGAUAUGGAUUCCAGUAGCUUGAUUCUGAACCGGUUGUGGUGGCCUCGGUCAAAGAUGCAUCUUCUGGCAGCAAUUAGUUCGGCGAUUUUGAUGCUGGCUUUGAUGCGUGUACCGGAAGUUUCUGGCGAGGAGUCUCCAGCACAAGAUUUCGAGGUACGAUAUCUAUCCGGCGAGCCUGACUACAAAUCAGUCAACCUCACCUGGGAGGUGGAACCGUCGCGGGCUAGCGGCGGCAACGGAGGCGAACGAGAUGAGCAACGCCGACAGCACAAAGCGGCCCGCGGAGGCCGCCGGCAGCAACGGUCGUUCAACGUGUACUACUGCGAGAUGCAGAACUGGGGACCCCACCGGUGCCGGUCCAAAACGUUGACGGACGAUUCCGAGGAUAGCGGGAGCACCAAACAGUACAGCAUGACGGUGAAGAACUUGAGGAUGGCCACCAAAUAUUCGUUCCACGUGAAGCCCCAGACGCGACCGGGUGAUCAGAAGGUUACCGGACGAUCGGAACAUGACGACGAUGAGUUUGAUGGAAACUCGAUCAAUCUCGGCCAGACGAUCAUCAUUCCAACGAAGGGAUUUUCCGCCCACGCUACCCAAUGUCUUCCGCACGCGUCGGAAAUCGAGGUGGAAACCGGACCGUACUUUGGCGGGCGCAUCAGCUCGGAAAAUGGCCACUGCAGCAUCCAGGGUGACGCCAACAGCGCGCAGGAAAGCUACACCAUGCGGAUCGAGCACGAGCAGUGCGGCAGCCACGUGAGCCCCGGUGACCUAACCGUCGAGACGUACAUCACCGUGCAGGAGAACCUGGGGAUUUUGACGCAUAGUACCCGGAGGUUCGUAGUGGUUUGUACCUUCCAGCCGGAUACGCUGACGGUCCGAGCGCGGUUGGCACUGCCUGGGAGGGGUCGUGGAGGGGCCGCUCCGGUUCCGAUGAGCGAUUACUGGCCAGCCACGGGUAGGAAUGCGAGGGUUAGGCAGUUCAACAUGGUGGACAAGAGCAGUCUGGUCCUGAAGGCUUCCGAUGAGGAAGAGGUCGAGGACAUACAACCAGCGCAGGUCAAGGAGGUUGAAGAGAAUGACGUGGUUAGGGAAAGUGCUCAGGAAGUUGGUACCGAGAGUAGUCAAGUGACUGAGAAGUCUGAGAAGGAACUGAGUUCCAAGGAAAACGAGAUUGCUGAAAGGAAGGACGGUAGUAGACGGCGCGCUGAUAAGGGCGAAACUUUCCGCGAUGCCAAAUAUGAGAGGUUGUUCAAGACGAAGUCAGCGGCGGCUGGGGAUAGCGGGGUGGGGGUGAGCGAUAUCUUAUCUUCCGAUGAUGACGAAGAAGGAUUUAGUGCGAGAGCUUCUGCAGGGGGCGAGGAGCGGUCCGUAGAUUUGCCGAGUUUGCUAAUUUCCGCCUGCCUGGCUGUGAUAAUGAUCGGUGCUUUCGUGUACGUGCUGCUGAAGGAGUACAAGAAGCAGAGGAUAAUCCAACAGCACCACCAGAUUCAAUCGCAACAGACGCAACGACCGCCGAAUCGGAUGGCGGCGUUUUGAGAAACCUGUCGAAAGGUGAUGAUGACACGAUAUUUUACGCAAUAGUGAUAGCAAUAAUCUGUAAUGAUAAGCGAGCAUUAGACAUAAUUUUAUUCAAAUGGUAACCGUGACUGGGAAAGUAAAUGGUAAGUUUUAAAUGUAAUAGCUGAAAUCGAUAGGCAUUUGUCUUUUGAUAGUACGAAGAAAUCUAUGCUCUUUUGUUUUAUUGAAAUGCCAGCCUACGGAGGCGUUUGAGCUGAUAAUUUCGUUUCCUAGUUAGUUUUAGGUGACUUUUGAAAUUAAUAGCCUCGCUUAGCCCAUUAGCUCCCGAAUUAUGCCACAAUCAGAAUAAAUGAGUGAAUAUCUGGAUUAUUUAAUUUCAAAACCUUAAAAGAAUUUAACUUAAAGUUGGUCAAUAAGUUGUUCCACUUUUAACGAAAACUGAGUAGAAAAAACAGAAAACUAAUCAAUUUCUGAGUAAGACCAACGCAACUUUAUGGUUGCGAGCGCGAUGCCUGGUAACUGGUAACGCGACGCCUAUCAAUGCAAAAUAUUUCAUACAUACAGGUAGAUUAUAUAACAUUCACCAGAAUUCCAUUCCCCAGAAAACCAUUUCCCAGAAAAGC
Molecule: messenger RNA, 3461 nt
Organism: Aedes albopictus (Asian tiger mosquito)
Lineage: Eukaryota; Metazoa; Arthropoda; Insecta; Diptera; Culicidae
Exons: 5
Coding region: 1324-2856 (510 amino acids)
Source: RefSeq, a predicted model, not a curated record